CGCGAGCCUCCGUGAAGAGAGCAUCAUAUGGCGUAGCAUUUCUUACUAUUUUGUGGCUGCGAGGUUCAAGUUGCAAAGCAGUUUUCGCCGGUGUUUAAUCUAGACUGUUCAUGAAUUUCGUCCAUCGAACAAAUGAGAGAUGCUUGUCUUUGCAUAUCUUGUCUUCAGGAGAGAUGCUUGUCUCUUACGGAUGUGAAAGGUUCGGGGAAGAAGGCGAUGUUGUAUUUGGGAAAACCUCCAAAAUUAUUGACAUGUUUCAUAUGUGGAGCUCUGGUGAGAGACGUACAGUUAUUUUUUUGGGGAGACAGUGAGUACUUAGUGCGAUUAGAAAGUAAACACUUGUAAAGACUUUAAGCAGAAUAUAGUGUAUCAGAAAAUAUGUAAAGUUUACGCAAUUAAGAAUAUGCCAUGAAACCAUUCAGAAUAUAUUGUGGACACGUUUUCAGACGAAACCCAUUUUGACUUGCACAAAUGGAUAUCAUAACUGAACCACUCAAGGGGGAAGUCGAUCAGGACGAAAAAAUUCUGGAUGGAAAUUUCUCUCACCCAAAUAUACAGAAGGACCAGAAAUUAAAAGAUAUGUUUCCAAUAGAAGAACCUAAAAUCCAAAACUGGCCAGUUCAUGAAGCUGUAGAUGUUGGUGACUAUAUCCUUGCUCAGACAUAUGACCUUGAGCAUUUAGGUGAGGUAGUUGAAUUUCAAAUUGCCAGAGGUUAUGCAGAGACAAGAAAAGAAAGUACUGAAUUGCCUUGUGUAUCUAGCAGAGGGAUGAAAAUACACGACAGAAGAUUAUGCCCUAAGAUCAAGAUAAACAGUAAUAGUGAACCUCCCCAUGAAAGGCUUUAUACACAGAGUAGCCAGGAAAGCACUAGUUUAUCAGUGUCUAGAGCAUCUGGCAGUUUGAAUUCACCCAGAUUACCAAUGGACCUGAAGAGAAAAUCAGAAAAGCCAAAAAGCAAAUCAGUAUCCAACCGUUCACGAAGAAAUGGAGGUCCUAGAAAAACACGUAAACCGAUAAAAUCCAGUGGGCAUUACCUAGUAGUCUGUCAUGCAAUUGAGGAGUGUCCAAUGUGUUACACUGAACUAUGCCCUUCAAGAUUCACUUUAAAUGUCAAAACCUUCCUCCUUUCUACAAAUUGUAUUGGAUGUAAAUUGGAUAUUUACAUAAAGAUUGAUCAUUCUGAUGGCGCUCACUCUGUUUCUAUUUUGGAGAAACAGAGUUUCUAAGAAGCAGAAAGGUUUGAAGCAAAAAUGUGGACCACAGAGCUUGGUAAUAAAAGCAAGGAUGAGAAGCUUCUUUAAGAAAUGAUGAUAAUUGUCACAAUAAUUUUUAGUGGCAUUUCAUGUUAUCUGCUUUAUAAGCAAAAUAAGUCUAUGCAUCCACACCUCUUUCUAUGAUAGUCUGUUGUAUUAAUAAAAUUGUGAAACUGA
Molecule: messenger RNA, 1431 nt
Organism: Penaeus chinensis
Lineage: Eukaryota; Metazoa; Arthropoda; Malacostraca; Decapoda; Penaeidae
Exons: 2
Coding region: 472-1227 (251 amino acids)
Source: RefSeq, a predicted model, not a curated record